CGGGGCAAAGUUGCUGCACUAUCCCCAUCUUUGGUCCAUCGAUUGAGCAUCAAUAUAUCCUUCAGUCAUGGUCAGCAAGGCUGCAUCAUUGACUACGCCGAAGCUAUCGCAUUUACUCACUCACACGGCGCCGUUUGUAUGUCUCUGCGGCCCACAAUAACGCUGCGGAUGAUCAGAUACGGCAAGACUCACAACCCUCAUAUGUCCUUUACCUCUCUAUGCUUGGGAAUUCCAUGCGACGGACCUAGCGAUAGCGACAACAUAUCACUACGAGGAUCCUGCUGAUUUCCCUCACAAACAAGACUUGUGUAAGCGGAACAGCUCGCCAACAACCAUCAUGGACGGCACCGCUAUCACGUACGCCACGUCGAAAGACUGGGUCGACAUCAUGAAGAAUCGGAGUAAAGUGCGCAUGCACGAGCUAAUUGAGCGUCUUGGAUUGAGGGCAAAAUGGUCGUCUAACAAACGGGGUAAGACCAACUUCGAAUCAGCAAUACUCAGAGAGCUAGUGCAGGACAUGGGCGACGUUGUAGCCACGCUACCAAAAGAGUCCGACGAUCUCAUGAGGCGCCUCAGCGAAGAGAACAGCCUAAAGCCAGAGGUGGAUACCCUCUUGGAGAAGCAUGGAAGCAGAAUUUGGGGGCGGGUUGGCGAUCGGGAACAUCUAAUUACAGCCAACGAGCCUGGUGUAGAAGAUGGCCUCUACCCGAAGGAUCUCUACUUUGAGAACGAAGAAGACAAACAACUCAUUCAUAAGCUGGUACAUUGGUGGAUAGGACUCAAAGCGUGCAAUGUUAUAUUGGCACGUGAGCGCUUAGAUCGCGAAAGAAAGAAGAAAGAAGAAAAUCGAAAAGCCAGAGCUGAAGCCGAGUUUAAUGGACAGACUACAGCUGGUGAGGGCAGUACUCCCGCAUCAUUUGUUGCACUUGCUCCAAACUCAGUCUUCCAGACUGAGACGGCUUCACGUGGGAGCCCCAUAUCCUCCACUGCGAUGCUGACACCCCCUGAACCCGGUGGCAGUCCGGUUGCCGGCCCCCGCGAUGGUCUCGGAUAUACUUCUGUCAAUGGCGCCGCGGUAGGCGAAGAUAGCAUUCCAAGGUCAUCCAUUUCCAAAGAACAACCUCUUAAAGUCGUUGAAGGAGUGUGGGAUAGACUUGCAGCAAGAGAGGGACAUAGUUCGCAGCAGAACCCAUCAUGGGCUACUGCAAGCGCAAGAGCACCGCCACCCGCAGACGAUGAAUCCGCUGUCCAGCAGCAGAUUGGGCUGGCAAAUCAAGCACAUGUUGACAAACAGAUUUGCGUCGAGGUCGCUAAGCUGGUUGCGAGUUUCCGGACUGACGACGCGGCCUCUGAAAACGUUCCUCAACAAAAUGCCGGGAUCCCAUACCGAGGCUUGGACUAUGAUAGCCUGCGAGCGCUUCGAGCCCUUAUCUACAACGAAGAGUGUAGCGUGCAAUGGGACGAGGACACCCUUCUCAACCGCCUAGAGAAAGCAUGGAGAGAAGGCGUGCGAGCCGAUUAUGACAAGAUGCUUGAAAACAUUCCAGUGUUCAUUGCAAGGGAGCGAGCAAUCCUAACUUGGAUCGAGCUUAGGCGACACCUCGCGGCACUCGACCGUGCGGACAGACGAUGGAAUUCCGAAGGCCAAAGCGCACCUGAAAUUGAGCGGCGCAUUCAGCAACACAGAACGCUUAUGGGCGCCACACAAACCAUCAGCGCAAAUUUCGAAGACAUCGGGCAAGGAUUUGGGCUUGGUUAUGGACUUGUUGUCGACAGAGACGAGUUGCUUCGACAAGCAUUCGUGGUGGUCGCGGGCGAAAAGUUCGCAGUCGAGAUGCUCUGGAAGCCAAUAGAGUUUACGAGGAUUGUCAGCUGGCUGGGAGAAAGCGUCGAGCCUUUCCGCAAGACGGAAGAGGAAGAAGGAAGGGGUACUCUGUGGUAUGUCGGGUAGUGCAGGUGGAAGCACAGACUGCCUGUCAAAUAUUCAUGUACAUAUUACUGUUUUCAGUCACGGCGUUCAGGGUACUUGUCGAUCACCAAUGAGCCAGCACUAUCGGAUUCGGGUAAUCGGCCAUACAUGUUUCAGUCAUCUCAUCACGUUCCAGGAUUGUGUAGGAUUGCGCUAGCCCCGUGACGCAAGUCAUUGAAAAUCUUUCGCAGCGUACGAUCAGGAAUGCAAGGCUACUUGUGUAAGGACUCCAGAAGGUGCGCUGGUGUACACAUGGAGCUUAGGACCUGUUGGGAGGGGGAGAUUACUCUUGCUCGGUAAAGUGUAGUAUUGCCA
This is a messenger RNA of Boeremia exigua, 2284 nucleotides long. RefSeq lists its product as uncharacterized. NCBI's taxonomy places the organism in Eukaryota, Fungi, Ascomycota, Dothideomycetes, Pleosporales, Didymellaceae. The record is from RefSeq and is a predicted model, not a curated record. Bases 338 to 1951 code for a protein of 537 amino acids. The transcript is spliced from 3 exons.